Chrysemys picta bellii (western painted turtle) is the source of this 1761-nucleotide messenger RNA. Its product is annotated as tripartite motif-containing protein 72-like. Gene Ontology annotation, molecular function: ubiquitin protein ligase activity; protein binding. Gene Ontology annotation, cellular component: cytoplasm; sarcolemma. The record is from RefSeq and is a predicted model, not a curated record. Gene Ontology annotation, biological process: protein ubiquitination; proteasome-mediated ubiquitin-dependent protein catabolic process. Lineage: Eukaryota; Metazoa; Chordata; Testudines; Emydidae.
AGAACAAUUCUUCUCCCUCCUCCUUGUAACAACCUUUUACGUACUUGAAAACUGUUUUCAUGUCCCCUCUCGGCCUUCUCUCCUCCAGACUAAACACACCCAGUGUUUUCAAUCGUCCUCCUAGCUCAGGGUUUCUAGACCUUUUCAUCGCUAUGUCACCCCCGCUAGCCCCUGCCCAGGGCUGGCAGGAGAGGCUGACCCCAGCUGGGGCAGGAGGAGGGCAGCGGCUUCCGCCCGAGUCCCUGAGCCUGCUCGUGCAAGCUGCCAGUUCCUGCCCAGAGCAGAGCAGGAGGCUCCCGCCCAGCCUGAAAACGAAAGUGAAUCUGCCUGGGCCCAGCUUCCCCGACGCCCGGCCUGGGACCCUCCAACCAGGGCUCCAGGCUCCAGGCUGUGCCCAGCUCUCGGAGGAAAGCCCCAGAUCUUCCCCCACCUCCGCCUCGUCCUGGCAGCCGCUCGCUGAGACUCCUGAAACCAGAAUGUUGAAAAAUCUCGCCCGGAGCAAGUUCCCUGAGAAGGAAGUUUUAUCCCUGGACCCGGACACGGCUCACCCUAACCUGGAGAUCUCGAAGGACGGGAAGGAGGUGACAUGCGUCAGUCAACGAAGGUAUGUCGACUCCAGCCCGAGGAGAUUUGACACAGCGAACUGCGUGGUGGCCAAGCAGAGCUUCAGCGCGGGGCAGCACUACUGGGAGGUGUUCGUGGGCCCGAAGUGGCGCUGGAACCUGGGGGUGGUCUCGGACCGAGCCAAGAGGCAGGGAAGGUUGAUCGAAAUGAAGUGGUGGCCGUGGCCCCCUAGCAAGGUCUGUGCCGAGGGCUACUGGCUGAUUGGCUGCGACCGGCAGAAGGCCGGGAAAAAGUACUGGAUAUUUGACACCAAUCCAUGGCCCCUGGAUAUCUGUCCCCGCCCUGAGAUCAUCGGGGUCUACCUGGACUACACGGACGGGGAGGUCUCCUUCUACAACGUCGAUCACCGCAACACACUGACCCACAUCCACACUUUCCACACAUCCUUCGGCAACAACCCUGUCUACCCCAUCUUCGACCCCUGCUGGCACGACAAGGGGGGCAACACGCAGCCCCUCAAAAUCCUCUGAGCUGCCGGCUCUGUGGCAUCCCAGGGCGCCUCGUCCGAUGGCCACCGCUCGGCAUAUUUCGCUCUGCCCCACCUGAGGACUUCCCUUGUCUGUGGGCCGAGGAAAGACAGAAAUUGCCACUCUGUCCCAGAGACGGGGGUGGGUCUCUCCGGCUCGGUCACUUAUCGUCGCCAACUGCUUCAGCAACCCCCUCGAGGACAGUAAGAGAACAACCCACCCUUAUUGGACAUUUCUUCCUGACCGCCAAUAGGCAAAGGUGGGUUUAGAGCCCUGAAGCAUGAAGAUUGGGAGCUCUCAGGCCAUUUUGCUCCUAACAGAAGUGGGGAUGUUCUCAUUAUCCCUAUAAACCUCCACUGGUUUUCUGACCCCUCUCGGCUGCUGCGACAUCCUGUAGCAGUGAGUUCCGCCGGCUCGUCGGUGCUGUUCUCUUGUACGGCGCUAAGAAAUCGUUAAACAAGCUGGGCCGCUGCAUGGCAUAUGGGAGACACUUUGUGGUAUUAUUAAUGCCAAUAUUGUAUCAUUGCGAUGACUCUGAGCAGAGAGGCCACAUACAGGAUCAGUGAAAACGUCAUGAUUUGCCAAGGAUGAUGAUGAUGUUUAUAUGUGUACAUCACCUUUGUAUCACGAGUUACAGGUAGGUGGGGUAGAUCUGUAUUUCCAAACGUGU